AUUUUAUUUGGGCAAAUUGUUUUUAUUAAAUUAUCACCAUGGUAAUGUUAUCGAUAGCGGUAAUCGAAUUGCUAAAACAGAUUUAUGCUGCAAUGAUGAUAUGAAUUAGAAAUCAAAAUUCUUGUAAUUUAUCAAUCUUUAUUUACUUCUGUGUUAAACUCCUUCAAGGAUUCAAAAUGUUAUCACAAUUUGCUUACUCAAAUUCGUUGUGUUUGACAUAAUAUAUGAUGAAUACGUGCAGUUCAACAUGUUUCGUUUGACAUUAUGCUUUAAUCCUUUGAAAUUAUUCUAUAUUAUCCUGAGUAAUUAUUCAGAAAAUAAUUAAAUCUUGAGGAUUUUAAAAAUAAAUAAAUUAAAAUUGUUGUCUAAAUUGUGUAGCAUGAACAAAAAAGAAGAUUCAAGACAGCAUGAAGAGAGUUAAUAUUUUUAAAAAUGGUUCUUCUACAAAUGGCAAGGUUAUUCUAGUAACAAGUUCUUUUAAUUCUCUUCUGGAAACUGCUGGGAAAAAACUAAAUGUCGACGCUAAAAUAAUGUACACUGCUCAAGGAGGAGAAGUAGAUGAUAUUAAUUUGAUAAGAGAUGCUGAUGUGCUGUAUGUGUCCUCUGGAGAACCAUUUAUUGAGAUUGUGCAAUCAACUUCAAAUGAACCAAUUUCCAAACAGUUUGCUUCACAUAGGCCUCCUGCUGCCUUGAUUUCUAAGGAAACUGUUUCAAAUCCAGAUUGGCUGCUCUUAAAUGUUGGUGGAAGACAUUUUGCAACUACAAGAAGUACAUUACUGACCAAAGAACCAAACUCUAUGCUUGCCUGUAUGAUAGCAUCUGAAGAGAGCUCACUUCUUCGCCCAAGUUCAGUUGAUAACUAUGGUGCUUUUCUUAUUGACCGUAGUCCUGUCUAUUUUGAACCUAUACUGAAUUAUUUGAGGCAUGGUCAAUUAAUACUUGAUAAAACCACUAAUCCAAGAGGUGUUUUAGAAGAAGCAAGAUUUUUUGGCAUUGAAAGUUUGGUUAAAAUACUAGAAAAGAAUGUGCAGGAAGAGCAACAUUCUUUUUCUGAUGGUGCAGCUCUUACUCGCCGAGAUGUUAUAAAUGCAUUAAUAUCUACGUCUUAUGCAACUGAACUGAGAUUUCAGGGUGUAAAUUUAUCCCAUGCUGAUUUGUCUCGAUUAGAUCUAAGGCACAUAAAUUUUAAAUAUGCAAACCUUCAUGAAGCAAAGCUAUCUGGAGCAAAUCUCAGUUACUGUUGUCUAGAACGAACAGAUUUAUCUCAUGCUAAUCUUGAAGGUGCAAUUUUACUAGGUGUAAAAAUGCUUUGUGCAAAUCUUGAAGGUGCAAAUUUAAGGUCUUGUAAUAUGGAAGACCCUGCCGGAAAUAGAGCUAAUAUGGAAGGUGUAAACUUGAAAGGUGCAGUUUUGGAAGGAAGUCAAAUGGCGGGUGUCAACUUGAGAGUAGCUACUCUGAAAAAUGCAAAUUUACAGAACUGUGAUCUUCGGGGUGCUGUUCUAGCUGGUGCUGAUCUUGAAAAUUGUGAUCUUUCUGGUAGUGACUUACAUGAAGCCAAUCUUAGAGGAGCUAAUUUAAAAGAUACAGCUUUUGAACUUAUGUUGACUCCUCUUCAUAUGUCACAAGCAAUACGAUAAAAGACUAAUGAUGUGUAAUUUACUUAUCUAGUAUAUUUAACUACUUAUAAUUGCUUCAUUCUUUCAUUCAUAAAAUAUUUGGUUUUCUGCAAUUAUCUUACAUAAAUAGUUUAUUUGAUGCUUUUCUGUUUCAGAUCACAUUGUAAAAAUUUUGUACAUACAAUUUACUCAAAAUAAAUUAGUUUUUUCACAA
Messenger RNA from Parasteatoda tepidariorum (common house spider), 1830 nucleotides. Its product is annotated as BTB/POZ domain-containing protein KCTD9. NCBI's taxonomy places the organism in Eukaryota, Metazoa, Arthropoda, Arachnida, Araneae, Theridiidae. The record is from RefSeq and is a predicted model, not a curated record. Gene Ontology annotation, molecular function: protein binding. Gene Ontology annotation, biological process: intracellular signal transduction; protein homooligomerization.